AUGAGUGAUAGCGAAGAACCUCUCGAUCUCUACGACAUCGGCGUGUUGAUGACUUAUGAGCGAAACACGACCGAACCCCAGCUCCGCCACACAAAACUACGAGAGGUUGCCUUCCCGGGCAAUCAACCAAAGACAGUCGCUCUCAAUAGUCCCAUAGAACAAGGCUGGAACAAGAACGCCUGCACCUGGAUCAUCGUCGAGGAGGAAAACCCUAGAAACCCAAGUGCACCCGAUCUCCCCCAGGAUUUUCUGCAAGAGGAUAAGCGAGCUGGCAGUACGUUCUCAGACGAACAGCUGGAGACUCUUUUCUAUCAAGCACGUAACCAUGAUGGAUGUUACAAGGCUAUUGGCCUUCUCCAACUCUUCUUCGGCUUAUUCCCCGACGACACGAAAUUGAGGGUUCGGCAUGCACCCCUCAAUAAACAGCCUGGCGAGUCUUACAUCACGACGAUCAACAGGCGCGUCAUUAUCGAGGAGGCGUUCCGCGAGCCGAAGCUCACAACUGCGAUUGUUUCACUUCCAGAAGGGACUUUGCAAGUCAGUGGUCACCAGCCGCUAUUGCCACACGCCGUCGUAGGUUUCUCGCCGCAUGACAGCGCGACAGUUAAGACCUUCUUCGAUCUGUCGUCUAUGCAAUUUGGCGACCUAGGACGGGGCCCUGGACCCAAAGGAAAACAGUUGUUUGCACUUGACACUCCAGAGGAGUUUGCGAUACGGUUUAGUCACCUGGCCAGGGGUGCGGAUCCCAGCCAAAGCCAGCACACCUUGGCGAUCAGUGGUACACCGUUCGACGACUGGCUUUUGGAAGUCGCGAUCCGGGUGAAGAAGAGGUGGGAUAAUAAAGACAAGGAAAAGUGGUGUGGGCAUUGCGGGGCUCCCAAGCCAGUGUCCAAGUGCUCUGGAUGUGGACAGGUGUAUUAUUGUGGGAAACAACACCAGAAACUGGCCUGGGGAUUUCACAGGGGCUACUGCGCCAAAGCAUAA
Pyrenophora tritici-repentis Pt-1C-BFP is the source of this 984-nucleotide messenger RNA. RefSeq names its product zf-MYND multi-domain protein. The record is from RefSeq and is a predicted model, not a curated record. NCBI's taxonomy places the organism in Eukaryota, Fungi, Ascomycota, Dothideomycetes, Pleosporales, Pleosporaceae.